AUGUCAAAUUUAAAAUAUAUUGUACUAACUGUGCUGGUGUGUCUGCUGGCGACCACAUAUGCCGUUUCCAGUACCUGGGGUAAUAUUUCCAAUUCUGCCCAACUGCUGCAUGCCGAACAAGUAUUCAAUGCCUCAUCGCCGGGAAAAUAUGUGACACAUGAAAUUAAAUAUCCCAAAAAUGGCAUUGGCAAUGGCCGCAUUAUAACUGGCAUACGGGCAUUCGAUCAGGUGACCAAUGGUACCGGUGGACAUGCAACCAUAUAUUCUGGUGGACCUGGUUUUAAUUUUGUUAAUAUUAAAUUGCAAUCACAAUAUAAUUAUGGUAUAAUAUUUCGUGUAGAAAUUUAUGGCAAAUAAUAUAC
Molecule: messenger RNA, 362 nt
Organism: Musca vetustissima
Lineage: Eukaryota; Metazoa; Arthropoda; Insecta; Diptera; Muscidae
Product: probable salivary secreted peptide
Exons: 2
Coding region: 1-357 (118 amino acids)
Source: RefSeq, a predicted model, not a curated record